Molecule: messenger RNA, 1856 nt
Organism: Athalia rosae (coleseed sawfly)
Lineage: Eukaryota; Metazoa; Arthropoda; Insecta; Hymenoptera; Athaliidae
Product: aladin-like
Exons: 7
Coding region: 260-1786 (508 amino acids)
Biological process (GO): nucleocytoplasmic transport
Cellular component (GO): nuclear pore
Molecular function (GO): protein binding
Source: RefSeq, a predicted model, not a curated record
UCAGUACGAUGUAGCAAUGGACUACAGGUUAGCAGCGGUUUUACCAUAGUCCACUUUCAAUUAGACGACUAGUAGCCUCUAACGGAAAACUAGAAGAUUAGAAAUCAUGUCUUAUGCCAUGCUCUUUCAAUCAUGUCUUCUUUUAAUUAACAAUUUUUGGCGCGAAUAUUAAUUUCAGAGUAGACAUUUGACAAGCUUUUUUCAUCGAUAUCAUUCUGAUAUUUAAUCCUAUAUUCAGGCAUAAAAAAUUAACAGAGCAAUGAAGUUCUUCCGAAUAGCUUCUCUGAGUGAAUUCACUCCUCCGCUCUGUAAUGAUGAGGCAACAGUUGGUUUGGUGGGUGGUAAUUUGAAGUAUGCGGAUCGUGAGCAUUUGAGCGUGUGUAUGCAAUUGUACGCUGCAUAUUUGCUGGAUCAUCCAGAUGCAAAUGUGAGCUUCGAUAUGCUGGCAACUCGAGAAGCUGGCAAUGGAAUUGGUGCAAAAGAUAUGUUCCUUCCGGUACAGGAAAAAGUGUUAAAAAAGAUUGCAAGCGUAUGGCGUGACAAGGGUUUUAUCGAAGCUGUUCAUGUUACUGCUGAGGAAGAUCCCGCUCAAGUCACAAGGACCUUACAUUGGCUUGCAACUAGACUGGCCCAGUUUUUUGAUUUGGUAGAUAAAUUAGCAUUCUGGAAUGAAGGAUUACCUACUUUGGCUUCUGGUUCUGUAGCAGAGAUCACCAUCACACGUGAUUGGGCCACUGCCAUUGUUCGUUGUUUAGCUUGGCAUCCGCACUGUACUCGUCUAGCUUUAGCAACGCGUGACGAUAGAAUUCGUGUUUUCUGCAAAGACGUACAAGGCGCUGCCGUCCUGAGACAUAGCUUCCAAAAAUCUGUUUCUUGUUUGAGUUGGAGACCAAACUCAGGUAGAGAAUUAGCAGCUGCUUGUCAGGCUGGAAUUCUAAUUUGGACCGUAGAAUUAGGGGCAGCUAGUAGUUCCCUUAGCCAAGCAGUCACUCUGCGGCAAAGAGGACAUGCACCCGUUACCAGUAUUGCUUGGAGUCCACAGGGGGACUUGCUCGUUUCAUGCUCUCCGGCAGACAACAGUAUGUAUAUCUGGGAUACCGCAAAAGAAUCGGCAGUUCCACUAAAACAUGUUGGAGGUGGUGGUCUCUGUUUUGCUCGAUGGUCUCUGUGUGGUUCUAGACUACUAACGGCCUCAACUUCAUCGGUGUUUAGGAUAUGGAAUACGAGCGAAGGUUCUCAAUGGAGAUCUGAAAAAUGGACAGUUCCGAACGGCCGAGUAGCUGCGGCUUGUUUUGCGCCAGAUCUCAAGCUCUUAUUCGUUUCCACCGAAGUUCCUGAGACGGUAUUUUCCCUGCCAUUGCAGGAAAAUAUUUUCGACUUAAAGAACAGUGGCAUCAGCAAUGACGACAAAGUUGCAGUGGCUGUGAUUGAUUUGAAGAAAACAGUCCUCCACGACGAUCACUAUGGCCGACAAUCAAUCAUCGGUGGAAGAGUCGUAGCGAUGGAAUGGGACCCUACAGGAACAUAUCUGGCCAUUAUAUUCCAGGACAGUCCAAUUGUUGUGGUAUUUGCAACGGAUUUGAGGCCAGCGUUAAUUCUAGCUACCGCAUCGCAAGGUUGUUUAAUAAAAGGAUUUCCUGGUGAAGUACCGAACUGCAUGAAUUUUCAGCAGAACUUCAGCCUUCAUUCAGAUUCUAAAAGAGCUUGUCUAACAAUUGCAUGGUCAAGUGGAAGAAUUCAACACUUUCCACUAAUCGGUACUGAAGUUCAAGAACAGUUUUUCUAGUCAUCAUUCAUACAGAUGGUACCAUGUAAUUUAGAUCAAAGUCAUUAAUAAAAUUUUGUAAUUAAGAAAA